This is a messenger RNA of Coccinella septempunctata (seven-spotted ladybird), 438 nucleotides long. RefSeq lists its product as uncharacterized. Lineage: Eukaryota; Metazoa; Arthropoda; Insecta; Coleoptera; Coccinellidae. The transcript has a single exon. The coding region runs from base 1 to 438 and encodes 145 amino acids. The record is from RefSeq and is a predicted model, not a curated record.
AUGGUGGUGAGCAACUCUCAGGAAAUCGUUGACGUACAGAUAGAAGGAGUAAGAUUGGAGCAGGUGACAUCUUUCAAAUACUCAGAAGUGCAAAUAGAAGAAAAUGGAAAACAAGAUCUGGAAAUAAACAGUAGAUUGGAAAGCACAUUGAAGAUAUACCAUGCCAUGAAUGAGAACUUCCUGAGUAGGAAAGAAAUAUCAAGAAGUACUAAGAUGAAUGUAUACAAAGCGAUUUAUAGACCAAUACUCACAUUCGCGUGCGAAUCGUGGGUACUUGAUAGAAGACAGAGAAGCAGGAUGCAGGCAAUGGAAAUGAAAUAUCUAAGAAAAGUGAAGGAAAUAACAAGGAUGCACAGGGUGAGAAACGAUCUUAUCAGGGAAGACAUCGGAAUAGAACCUCUGCAGGAUUUCAAAGAAAAGAGACAAUUGACCUGCUAG